Salmo salar (Atlantic salmon) is the source of this 7610-nucleotide messenger RNA. The record is from RefSeq and is a predicted model, not a curated record. Lineage: Eukaryota; Metazoa; Chordata; Actinopteri; Salmoniformes; Salmonidae.
UGCCAACCAAUCAGCGUUUACGUUUCCCUCCACAACCAGCUAGUUUUGUAGCUAAAUGAUACGGAACCCGAAAACCCACCACGAAACAACGCGUUUUUAUUUCAUUUGUUAGUAUUUAUUGAUACAUCAAACGACAUCAAUAAUCAACGUUUUGUUUACGGAUAACACGCGUGGUAACGUACCUCUAUCGAGGAUAACGUAGCUUUAAUAUUAUAAUUUUUUUUUUAACUGCACCAGCUUUAUGUGAGGACAAAGGCCUACACAUUACUCGCUGCUUCCAACGCAUGUAUCCCUCUUGGGGUAGUAACUAUGGUGGUGGUGGCGGCCAUCAACCACCUUCGCAGCAGCACUUCGGUGCGCCGAGGGGUCAGUCUCCUCAAGGCGAAGGUUUCGGGGGAGGAUUCGGGGGUUAUGGAGCUGUUACACCCGCAGCUACACCCGGGUCAACGUUCAACAGCCUGCGGGAACAGCAUCUCCAGCAGAUGCAGCAACUGCAACAGCUCCACCAAAAACAGCUUCAAUCUGUGCUGCACCACGACAGGAACGUAAAUGAAAACCCCUAUGGUGGAGGUGGCGGUGGUCCUACAGCCGAGUUGUGGCAAGGCAACUCGGGAUAUGGGUAUGGUUCAACGGGGGCCGGUGCCCCUUCCUCUUACCAAGAUGAGUAUCAGUCCACGCAAGGCCCUUCUCCUUAUCAAGAUGAGUAUCAGUCCAUGGAAACCGGGGCGACCAGCCCACAACUUCAGCCACCGCAGCCCAAAGAGACCCAGCUUCCCCCAUCAGAGGCGAACCCACCCCCAUCAGAGGCGAACCCACAGGUACCCACUCAGAACAAUGGUACACCCACGACUAAAGAGGAGCAGCAGCAGUAUUGGUACAAGCAGCAUCUCCAGAACUUGCAGAGGCUGAAAGCGGAGAAGGCUAAACAGGGCCAGGGCGAUGGCCCAGCACCUCCCAAACCCCAGCCUCACUCGGCGUCAGCCGCCCCUCCCCCUCCAUCGGAACCACCCAAGAACGCCCCUCCACCACCCCCACCCAAAGAGCAGCCCCCACCACCACCUCCACCUGAUGACGAAACGCCUGCCCCCACGACCCAGGACCCAGUAGAGGUGGCCCGCCUGCAGCAGCUCCAGAGCGCAGCGGCCCAGUGGCAGCAGGCCCAGCAGCAGAGAGCGAGCUACCAGUACCAAGCCCUGAUGCAGCACCAUGCUCAGCUUCAGGCCAUCCUCAACCAGUACCAGCAGUGUAUCCAACAACCUGCACAGCUAGAGACAAUGUCUAUUGCCAUGCAGCUGAGCCACUAUGAGACGCAGCAGCAGAAGUUUGGCCCGGUGUUUGCAGACUGGGGCCGCACCUUCAGCCUGUGGCAAGAGCAGUUCCAGUCCUACCCACAUAAAGACCAGCUACAGGACUAUGAGUUACAGUGGAAACAGUGGCAGGAACAGAUGAACUCCACCUCAACACACCUACAGGAGAGGGUCACCACCCUGCGAGCCAUGCAGCAACAGUACGGAGGUAGCGACAGCAGUGGUCAGUACGGCGCUGACCAAUACAGUAGUAGUGACCGGUAUGGUAGUGGAGGGUACGGGGACCAGUACAGCCAAUAUGGUCAGUACCCACACUCUGGAUCGGACUCGCAGAUUCAACAAGGUCACAUGGUGAGCCCGUCCAUGCCGUCCCAGCCAGGUAGCCAGCCCUCGUCCACGUCUGGACCCAUGUCCCAGGGCCCUCUACCAGGGCAGCACAGCCCCUCCAGCGCCCAACGCGUGGGAACCCCAACAGGAGAACCACACCAGGGCCCUCCACCAGGGCACCAGGGCCCUCCACCAGGGCACCAGGGCCCUCCACCAGGGCACCAGGGCCCUCCACCAGGGCACCAGGGCCCUCCACCAGGGCACCAGGGCCCUCCACCAGGGCACCAGGGCCCUCCACCAGGGCACCAGGGCCCUCCACCAGGGCACCAGGGCCCCUCCAACGCCCAACGCAUGGGAACCCCCACAGGAGAACCACACCAGGGCCCUCCACCAGGGCAGCACGUCCCUCCACCAGGGCACCAGGGCCCUCCACCAGGGCACCAGGGCCCUCCACCAGGGCACCAGGGCCCCUCCAACGCCCAACGCAUGGGAACCCCCACAGGAGAACCACACCAGGGCCCUCCACCCGGGCACCAGGGCCCUCCACCCGGGCACCAGGGCCCUCCACCCGGGCACCAGGGCCCUCCACCCGGGCACCAGGGCCCUCAGUCAGAGCAAUACAACCUAUCUGGACCCCCUGGUAGAGGGACAGGCCCAGGAGGGAGAGGGUUGGCCAGACCACCAGGUCCACAAGGAGGACAGCCUCCAUCCUACCAAGGCCCCAGAGGAUCAAGGUUUGAUGGUCCGAGAGGGAACGGCCCGCGGUUUGACCAGCAGCAGCAGUCCGUUCAACAGCAGAGGUUCAACGCUCCACCAGGUCCCAGGUUCAACCAGCAGCACCCAAGGUUUGAUCAGCUUGGCCCCAGAGGACCAGGGCCUCGGUUCGGACAGCAGGGGCCCCACUUCGACCACCCCCCAAGACAGAGCCCACCAGCCCGCUUUGAAAGACCCCCAGGUCCCUCAGCACCCUAUAUAGGCCCACAGCCUAAACCAGACACUGGCAAAGACACCAAACUAUUUCAGGCUAAGACUGAGAUGCCAGCAGGCUCCAAGCCUCCUGGUAUUAAAUCUACUGGGCCAGCUAAACCAGUAGCAGACAGUACAACUAAGCAAGGUGAAUUGGCAGAACCAGGGGAUAUGCCAGAGGACAUGUUGGAGUCCCUCGAGGGCUUCUUCGUCCAAAACGACCCUAUCCCUCAGACGAAAGCAGAGGCUGAUGCUGCUGCUGCUGCUAGUAAGGACUCCACUGCCAAAAAGGAAGAGGUGAGCCCCCUUGCUGCUGCCGGUGCCAAGCACCCCGUGUCCAUCACCAGUUCUGUAUCCCCGAAAACCGCUUCCCCUGCCAAGAACGCUCUCAACCCAGGUGGACCGGCUGGGCCGUUGAAGACCAACGUCAAUAACAACAACGGGCUUCGGGGACCACAGGGGCCUAAGCCUCACGGACCGGAGCCGCCAAAGACCGACUCAAUGACCAACCAACCACCUGGCCUUCUGGGGCACAUGGGCCGUGGUAGAGGGGGACGUGGCCAGCCUCUAGGGCCUGUAAGAGGGGAGGAGGACGGAGGUAUGAGGGGAGGGAGAGGACGAGGGGAGGCGCACAGAGGGAUGAGGGGGGGGAGAGGACGAGGGGAGGCGGACGGAGGGAUGUGGGGAGGGAGAGGGCGAGGGGAGGCGGACGGAGGGAUGUGGGGAGGGAGAGGGCGAGGGGAGGCGGACGGAGGGAUGAGGGGAGGGAGAGGGCGAGGGGAGACGGACGGAGGGAUGAGGGGAGGGAGAGGAGGACGAGGGGAGGCGGACGGAGGGAUGAGGGGAGGGAGAGGACGAGGGGAGGCGGACGGAGGGAUGAGGGGAGGGAGAGGACGAGGGGAGGCGGACGGAGGGAUGAGGGGAGGGAGAGGACGAGGGGAGGCGGACGGAGGGAUGAGGGGAGGGCGAGGGGAGGCGGACGGAGAGAUGAGGGGAGGGAGAGGACGAGGGGAGGCGGACGGAGGGAUGAGGGGAGGGAGAGGCCGAGGGGAAGCGGACGGAGGGAUGAGAGGGCGAGGUGGUCUGUGGGGACGUGGAGGGAAACAGUCGGGUAUCCCAGACUUCAGUCCCAACACUAUCCCUCUGGGAGGUGGGAGGACGGAGGACGACAUGGAGGGGGUUCCUUACGACUACAGACCUCCACAUGAAGAGAUGAGAUCACAACAUGGAGGACCAGAGGAGGACUGGCAGCAGCAGGAGUGGCAACAGGACCCUUCACUGGAGAAACCUGAAGAUCCUCCUCUGCCUGAAGAGGAGAUGUGGGUCCCUGAAGAACACUACUACCCUCCAGAAGACUACUACGAAGACCCAGGGAGAGGAGGUCCCCCUAUGGGGAGAGGAGAGCCUCUAGACGGGCACCACUGGGAGGAAGCAGACCCCCCACCUCCAGAGUACUGGGGAGAGGAAGGAGAUCCCUACUGGAUGGACCGGAGGCCCCCUCAUGGCAUGAGAGGAGGCCCCCGAGCCCCCUUUCCCCCUGGGCGUGGUCGCCCCCCACGAGGCAGGCCUGGCUUCAUGCACCAGGGGGGUCCCAGACGCCCCCUUCCUCCUCCUCACGGAGCCAUGGACCUCCAUGAACCUCUCGGAUCCCCCAUGGGGCCUGACGAUGACAUGGACCCUCUGGGACCCCCACUGCAUCGGGAUUACAACCCCCGAGGGCCGACCAUGCACCACGAUAUUAUGGAGAGAGACAUGAGGGGGCCUGGUGGUCAUCCUCCAUACCACGACAUGGAGAGGGACUCUGGCUGGACCACGGGCCCUGGACGACCCCCCCACCUCGGCAGAGACGGGCCAAGAGGUCCCCCUCCGCCUCCCCAUGAGAUGAUGGGGCGGGGAGGGAUGAGGAGGCGUCCGCUGGGCCCUCGGGGCGCCCCAAUGGGCCGGGGCAUGAUGCGGCACCCACCUCGCUCACUCGAGGACUUGGAGGGGUACCCCCAUGAGGGGUAUGGGGAGGAGUUUGGUGGUCCCGGUGAUGACGGGUAUGGAAGAAAGCUGCCGCCACGUGACUGGCCGGACCACCCCCCACAUGAGUACGACUGUGAGGAUGAGUAUUAUCCCCGUGAGCCGCCUCCUCGUGUUGGGGAGUGGGAUAGGGAGAGAGGAGGACCACUACCAGAGAGGGACUACCCUCCCUACCCUCCCCGCGGUCCUCCCCCGGACCGUUUCAGAGACGACGAGUGGGCCGAUGAGAGAGACCGAGACCGUCCUCCAUACCCCUACGAGGGAGAAGAGCGUGGAAGAGGAGGAGAGCUCCGAAGUCGUGACUUCCCGGACGACCCUUUGUACAGGCACGAUGAACCCCCCUACCCACCCCCUGCGGAAUGGGAGAGACCCAGACCACCCCUUCCAGAGAGAAACUACCCGCCAGACUUUGAGGACCAUAGGCCCCAUUACGACGGGCGACCCGAGCCCCCUAGAUCAGAUCUAGGUAUCCCUCCAUCCACAACUUCCCAGGCCCCUGCUCCUCCCAGUACUGGACCAGACAGUUCCUCGGAACCAGCCUCACAGGGAACUGGACCGGGCAUACUGGCUCUGUCACAACGACAACAUGAGAUCAUCCUGAAAGCUGCCCAGGAGCUGAAGCUCAUCCGGUCUGUUUCUCUGGUACUGAACAGAGAAAUGCAGGAGAAUAAGACUGAGGGAGAGGCCCUACCCAUCAUGUCUGACCCCAAGACGGAGCUCCCUGCUGGGCUACUGGGGUUGGAGAUCCCCCCCGAGGUCCGGAGUGCCCUCCAGGCGACCAACCUCAUGUCCAGCACUGCUCCUAAUAAAACAGUGACCUGGGGUGACACCAAGCCUCCAGAUACUGGUUACUUGUCCACGGCUCCUCCAGUCAUCUCCAAGACUGUGGACUAUGGACAUGGACAUGACCUCGGUGCUUCCACAGUGGAGAGGAUCUCUUACGGCGAGAGGAUUGUGUUGAGACCCGAUCCCUUACCUGACAGAGAACGAGAGAGGAGCUAUGAAAAAGAACCCCUGGGCCCCCUGAGAGACCCCUACCACAGAGACCUGUACUACGACAGACGACCAGUAGACCCCUACAUAGAGCGCAGGGAGUACAGCAGAGAGAGGGAGAUGUACAGAGAAAAAGCUCCCAUGGACUUUGAAAGAGAACCAUUCGAGAGGGAACGCUAUCCGCCUCGAGAUGACAGACCACCCCCCGGCCAUCCUCCACCUCGCCCGGGCUACAGGGAGAGGGACAUGAGGGAGGGCAGCCGGACCAGUAGAGAUGGAGAGGAUCCUUAUGGAAGGCCUGGGGGUUAUGACAGACCUCCGUACGAGCGUGGGCCUGAGCGUGGGCCUGAGCGCUACGACCAUGGUCCCUCACCAUACGGUGAACGGAGGAGUUACCCAGAAGAGAGAGGAGGAGGAGGCCCCACGUCGUCCCACCCUCCUCCCCCCCCACCGACUGCUCCUCCUUCCAGGAUGGAGAAGAAACCAGAGACCAAGAACGUGGAGGAUCUUCUCAAACUACCAGGCCGAGACACUCGUCCAGAAAGGAUUGUCAUCAUAAUGAGAGGCCUACCAGGAAGUGGUAAAAGUCAUGUAGCCAAGCUGAUACGGGACAAGGAGGUAGAGUGUGGAGGGGCUCCACCCAGAGUGCUGGGAUUAGAUGACUACUUCAUGACGGAGGUGGAGAAGAUGGAGAAGGACCAAGAUACAGGGAAACGAGUCAAACUCAAGUGUCUGGAAUAUGAGUAUGAAGCCGAGAUGGAAGACACGUACAGGAACAGUAUGCUAAAAACAUUCAGGAAAACACUGGACGACGGCUUCUUCCCCUUCAUCAUCAUCGACGCAAUUAAUGACAGGGUUAAAUACUUUGAUCAGUUCUGGAGUGCUGCCAAGACUAAAGGCUUUGAGGUGUACUUGGCUGAAAUCUCAGCAGACUAUCAAAUUUGCGCUAAAAGAAAUGCCCACGGGCGGAAGAUAAAGGAUAUCCAAAAGAUGUCCAGUAACUGGGAGUCGUCUCCACGUCACAUGAUGCGGCUGGAUGUCCGCUCCCUGCUUCAGGAUGCUGCUAUUGAGGAGGUUGAGAUGGAAGACUUCAAUCCUGAUGAUGAGUCGCUGAAGAAACCCAAGAAGAAGAAGGAGGAGGAGGAAGAAGACAUUAAGGGUUACAUUCCACAAAGCAAAUGGGAGAUGGACACUUCUGAUGCGAAACUAGACAAGCUGGACGGCCUGGUGAUGGGGGGGAAGAGGAAAAGGGAGGGAGACGACUUUCAGCUAACAGACGACUACGCCACACGCCACUCUGAGCCUGGCAAGAAGAGGGUUCGCUGGGCUGACCUCGAAGAGCAGAAGGACGCCGAACGCAAGCGCGAUAUCGGCUUUGUGGUGGGUCAAACAGACUGGGAGAAAAUCACCGACCAGAGCGGACAGAUAGCUCAGAGAGCUCUGAACCGCACUAAGUAUUUCUAGUAACAGAAGAUCAUUGCCCUCAUCCCCUGCUUCUUGGUUUAUAGGUCUGCAGACUGAAUAUCAGAAGUCAUCAGGACUACAAGCCGACGUUUAGGAAAUCCAUAGCUGUUUAUUCCAUUAUUAGAAUACAGGAUAUAGCUUUCUGUUGCGUUAGACAUUCUUGAUGUUCAUUUAGAAUAUUUGUAGUUUUUUAAUUUUCUUUCCUCCUAUGCUUUCGAUUGGCAAGUUCUUGCACCAGUGUGCUUCUCAUUUUAUACUGUACAAGCUGUAAUGUCUACAUGUAUGUUAGCACUGUUGCUUAUUUUAAGAAAUAAACCGAAGAAACAAUAAAGGUUUCACACACAAAACAACCAGGAGAGUCUCAUGUGAGUGGUCAUGUGGGCUACGUCAUGGAGAGUCUUCUGUGAUGUCUGUUUCAUGUGAACCACAUUCAGUAGAACCUCAAAGAUACAAACCUCAUUUUUAUGGUGAUAUUUUUUUUGGUCUCUUUUUCAAAGUUACGAACAUUACAGUAUUUCAAAACAUCCUCCA